AUGGCGACAGCUUUAUGCGGUCUUCAGUCUAUCGCCAGCAGCAGCAGUGUCGGCAGUAAAGCGGCCAAAACACACCGAGAACUGCGAAGGAAAGCCAGGGACGCCAAAAGGAGACAGGCGGCGGUGUUGUUUCUCAGCAAUAUCUCACUCGACGGACGGCCUCUGUGUAGCUUGAACCCCGACAAUGACACUCGAAAAGCAGCAGAGGAGCCGCCACGGUCUCCGCAUACAGAGAACCAAAGACCGGCGUCUCAGGUGGCGGAGUCCGCUCCGUCGGCGGGUAGUUCUUCGUCAAGUUUCCCCGCGAUCUUCAGUCCUUCGGUCAAGUCUUCCGGGGCCAACGAAGUGUUCCUGGAGGGUGGCUUUACAGCCGAGAGCCCGGACACCCAGCUGUCCCCCUUGACCGUUUGCCAACAGCCUAGCAUCUGCCGAGGUCGCUCAGCCCCCGCGGUGAGCCCUCUACCCACCGGCUCGGCUCAGGAUUCUCGACCCAGGUUGCGGAACGUGUCUGGUUCUCCUGGACCUAAGGUGCCAAAGAAGGUCCACUUCAUCAAGAGUAUGAGACAGUAUGAUACAAGGGGAUGCAGGAUCAUGCUGAUUUGUGCCAGGCGGUCGCUAUACGCUGCUUUCUCAGUGCUGCCCUAUGGAGACAUUGCUCAGCUCAGCGACAGCAAGCUGGAAAUGCAGAGAAGGCAGUCUUCCGUAGUGGUGGCUGACCUGCUUCCAUCGCUGGAAGGCGUGGAGCCGGAUGCGUUCGACAAAAUGGUGUCAUAUGCGCAAUUCCUGUAUCCGACCAACGCCUUGGUGAGACAGAGGAGCGGCAGCGCGCCGGAAAACUGCUCGGCUCACACCCCUCCCAUGCGUUUCCGUGGCAACGGGCCGAGGACCUUUACCCCCGCUCGCCUAAAUAGCGUCCCGGCACAAGAACCAUAUACGGAAGAAAUGUCAGAGUAUGACCCCAACCUGCUCAGCGAUCCUCAGUGGCCCUGUGGGAGACACAAGCGGGUUCUGAUAUUCGCAUCUUACGUGACAACAGUCAUCGAGUAUGUGAAACCGUCCGACCUGAAGAAGGACAUGAAUGAGACCUUCAAAGAGAAGUUCCCUCACAUCCUGCUGACGCUCAGUAAGAUUAGAAGCCUUAAGAGGGAGAUGCGCGCAGUGAGCGAGGAAUGCGGGCUGCAGCCGGUCAGCGUAGCGAUGGCGUUUGUCUACUUUGAGAAGCUUGUUCUGCGGGGGCGCCUCAACAAGCCUAACAGGAAGUUGGUGGCGGCAACGUGCGUGCUGCUGGCCGCCAAGAUCAGCAGCGACCUGAGGAAGCCCGAAGUUAAACAACUCAUCGACAAACUGGAAGAGCGUUUCCGCAUCAACAGGCGUGAGUUGCUUCCACUGGAGUUCCCCGUGAUGGUCGCCUUGGAGAUGGGACUCUACCUGCCCGACAGCAAGGUCAUGCCACACUACCGACGACUCGUGCAACAGGGAUAG
Messenger RNA from Nerophis lumbriciformis (worm pipefish), 1482 nucleotides. The record is from RefSeq and is a predicted model, not a curated record. NCBI's taxonomy places the organism in Eukaryota, Metazoa, Chordata, Actinopteri, Syngnathiformes, Syngnathidae.